CUUGAUGAGACGUUCUCCACGCUUUGCGCGCAGUCUAGUCUCAUGAUGGCUGUUUUAGUCUAUCGCGCGACUGAGCUUGCAGGCCACAUUACCCAGUUUGUGUCGGAGCUAGAUGCGACCACCCACGCCGGGCUAAUCAACGCGCUCACAGGUGCCUGUGAUGCCCUGACGCGUCUUGCAGCUACGACAAACGACGAAGUAGCUACGACAAACGACGAACGGCCGGCGCAAAACUCAGGCAGAAAGCGCAAAAGACUGAGCGACGCCAGCCAGUAUGUCACCCCAUACGUUACAGAAUGCCCCGAGGACGACAACCCACAGCCACUUCCGUCCAAGACAAUCCACGUUUCUGCCAGCUCCACUCAUGACCCUAGUCCUGAGGCUACCCGCCAAAAGCCACAACCGGAAGCAGGUUAUGAAGUCCACCGCUCGAGCCACAGCUUCACGAUUGAAAAGGAGGAGAUGGGCGAGAAUCUCGUCGCAAGCCUAGAGAAAGUGGCCCUUCAGCCUGGUUAUCACGGGUUGAGCCGAGUCGCUGACCUGCCGACCAUCAACUGGCCGGACCUUUUCGCCACGGUCGCCCAAGUCGAGCACGACCUUCUCUCCGUCCGCUUCGCAACACACAAGACCCCAGGACGAGUACAUCUGUACAGGGGCGAGUCGAAAGCCUUUGAGGCCCCAAACUUUGCCGACCGCGCUGUGCCUCCUUCAGACGACGAUGUUAGAGCCUACCUGGACGAGAUCUUCACCAGCAUUCCUGUAGAAGAGGUUCCUUACUAUGUCGGACCACUGUUGUUCGAUAGCCAUGUCGACGACAUGCUGUUCCCUGGUAGAGCGCUCUUGCCUCCUCACUUUCCGGACGUACCGGGCGUCAACAGCACCUACAUGCAUGCUGGAAACAGAAACUCUGGCACUGCGUUCCACUGCGAGGAUGGUACCAUGCGCUCAGUCAACUUGACCCUCCUUGGCUGGAAUAUCUGGAUACUGGUAGCGGUGCAUCACACAUCCAAACUCGAGUCAUUUCUUCUCGACAAGUCAAGACCUAGGACUAGCUGCGACCAAUCUAUUCGCCACGAGAAUAUCAUUCUCAGUCCGAAUGUGUUGCAGACAGCCGGGAUUGAUUUCGUCGUCCUACUUGCCGGUCCCAGCGAUCUCGUGGAAACUCAACCACGACAAUAUCAUUGGGUCAUCAACUAUAGCACUGUGGUCAAAAUGGCAAACAACUUUCUGCGUCCUGGGGAGCGCGCUCUACCCGACAGCAUUAGUCUUUGUGAUCAAUGUGGACUGGCUCCUGUGCAACCUCACUUUGAUCAGAUUACACUAGUACAAACCAAACGCAACAACACGCGACAGCGCACACAAGUUACGGAGACUAUGCCUCCAAGUAAGCCCACAACACGGACGUCAAGCGCAUCUCAGCACUCCAAAGAGCAUGCUCCGCUUUCCAAAGGGACGAAGCCCAAGCCACGUCCAAAGCCGAAGGAGGCUAAUUCAGCGGAACAGAAAAUACGCCCAGACGAAAGCGCCUCACAGGAAACAUGGGCUGCAUAUAUCAACGGAAAGGCGAUGCUCUACACACGGAUCGAACAUACCUUCGAGAAAGCUGAAGCCUUCCACCUCGUGCAAGCAUUAAACAGCGACCUUGCCGUUCACAGCCUGACAGCUGUAGUGCGUGGCUGGAGGGCCCGUUCAUCAGCAAUCAUCAGUCACCAUGCAACCCUUUCCCAGACGAUCCAAGCGAUUGUCAACUUCGAAUCGAAGGCAAUCUACAGUGAAGUCAUACGCGGACUCCUGCUUGUUGACUUCAGUAUCAAGGUCAACGAACUUGCCCAUGGUCGAACAAGACUUCAAGACGUGGACUGGAAGAGGGUGCAAGAUUCGUGCCCUGUUGCCUCAGGAAUGCCUAUCCGGAAGCUACGGCAAUGGCGCGAGUUGGGCCAAAAGUUGGAUCGCUACCCUGCUGGCAUUCUUUGUGCUAUCACUGGUCUCAGCGCAGCACCCUUUCACCUGUCACUUCAAAGCCUGGCUGGUCUUACGGAAGUCAAGUUACUUACCAGCAUCCUUGCGUCAGGGGAGGGGAUCCCUUCAAGGAUUCUUGAGCUCGGAGAUUACGUCGUCGAAUCAUUUCGCCAAGGUCGAGACCUUGAUGAGUUCGGAUGGGAGUCUCCUGAUGCUCCAGGUCUCGACCAACUCUCAGAGGCAGAAGUAUUGAAGUGGCUCCAUCGAUUCCCGAUCGUUCAAGAAUGUUAUUACGAACCCGGGCGCUUUGACAAACAAGAGAAGCCGGAAAAUUGGCCAGGGAAAUGGCCAGCAGAUCCAAUGACUGGGGAAGCCUUCGAACAGCAGUGUUGCUACUGUUCGAGCGCAAGCUGCACUUGCAUCGAGCUGGUACGCCCGUCCCAUACGGCUCACGACCGACCCUGCUCGUCUUGCUUGCCAGAGACUUGUGGGUGUGAUCAUCAGCACCUCCGUGGUGGCCACUACCUUCUCCGCUCCCUUACAGUUCGCGAUUGCGAGCGGAAAGGCCAGGGGCUCUUUGUGGUGGGACAGCCUGGCCAUACUAUCUUCCACAAAGAUGAUGUUCUGGGGGAAUUGACAGGCGAGCUGGUCCCGCCGGGCACGUUCUCUACAAACUGGGGCGCUGAGAUGGCUACGGAUAUUGUUAAACACGAUAUCAAGCCGGCGGUUUGUGUGGCCCAGCUACGGUAUGCUGAGGCUGGGAAUCGUCUGCGCAAGGUCAACCAUUGCUGCCACCUGCCUCCAGCCCGCUUCAGUGGUGCGAUGGUGUCUGAGCGGUUUCGCAUACUUUUGCUCGCGAAUAAAGACCUAUAUGAGGGUGAGGAAGUCACGGUAACUUACCAGGAGGGUAAGCCGUCCUUCGACUGUUUCUGUGCGCAAUGCCAGCCUAACAGAUGAGUGCUUCCUUCCUCGUCGUGCUAGGAUUUCUCAUCUAGUCUGUGCCAUCUUCGUCCACAAGUAAAGGGAUUGUCUGCUCGUUGCGCUGCUUGCGCACUCUUGUAUCCAACUUUAGCUUGUUCCGAGUCGACAGAGAUGGGUGGGCCCAACUGCAAACAACGAAACAAGAGUUGUUGGAAGUACAUAGCAAGCGCGUAUGCUUCAUUGGUAACUUUGAUGGAAGUCGUGACCAGUACCGUGUGAUAGACAAACACUCUCACAACGUGAGCUUCACAUUGUCGGGACUGAGAAACUCUUUUAUCCGACUACGGAGUAGACCAGGAUAAUCUCAGACAAUUGGUUCGUCUCAGAACUGAUAAUUACAAGCC
This is a messenger RNA of Microdochium trichocladiopsis, 3284 nucleotides long. RefSeq lists its product as uncharacterized. The record is from RefSeq and is a predicted model, not a curated record. Lineage: Eukaryota; Fungi; Ascomycota; Sordariomycetes; Xylariales; Microdochiaceae. The coding region runs from base 43 to 2916 and encodes 957 amino acids. The transcript is spliced from 2 exons.